Molecule: messenger RNA, 166 nt
Organism: Prorocentrum cordatum
Lineage: Eukaryota; Dinophyceae; Prorocentrales; Prorocentraceae
Source: the annotation of a GenBank genome assembly
CGCUGGGAUCAGCGCGUGCGAAAAGGGCGAGCAGUGGCAGUGGGCGCUGGCGCUUCUGAGCGAGAUGCGGGAGGCGAAGCUGGAGCCCGACGUCAUCAGCUACAACGCUGGGAUCAGCGCGUGCGAGAAGGGCGAGCAGUGGCAGCGGGCGCUGGCGCUGCUGAGC